GCCGCGGGCUAGGCACGGCGCAGGCGCACUGGGCUCGCGGUGCCGAACUGCAGCUAUGGAGCAGGCACCUCCGGACCCCGAGAGGCAAUUGCAGCCGGCCCCGGUGGAGCCGCUGGGCGGCCCUGGCGCCGUGCUGGAAGCCGCGGUCGGUGAGGAGACCGAGGGCACCCGGGAAGACAGCUCAGGGGUCGACACGACGACGGGAAAUCAUUUUUGGUUGAAGAAAAUAGAAAUCAGUGUUUCCGAGGCAGAAAAGAGAACGGGAAGAAACGCCAUGAACAUGCAAGAAACGUACACUGCUUACCUCAUCGAGACGCGGUCAGUCGAACAUGCUGACGGUCAGAGUGUCCUCACAGACUCGCUGUGGAGGCGGUACAGUGAGUUCGAGCUGUUGAGAAACUACCUUUUAGGGUACUACCCGCAUGUUGUUGUACCACCUCUUCCGGAAAAGCGGGCAGAGUUCGUGUGGCAUAAGCUCUCUGCUGACAACAUGGACCCAGACUUUGUGGAGAGACGACGGAUAGGCUUAGAGAACUUCCUCUUGAGGGUUGCUUCCCAUCCCGUCCUUUGUAGAGACAAAAUCUUCUAUCUGUUUUUGACACAGGAAGGGAACUGGAAGGAGACCGUGAAUGAGACUGGAUUUCAGCUGAAGGCAGACUCCAGGUUAAAAGCGCUUAAUGCAACAUUCAGAGUGAAAAACCCAGACAAGAGACCCCUGUCAAACGGUAGUCUGACACCCUCGGGGAUUGUGACCCACAGAUGCAGAACCAGUGCCUUAGGAAGAUUUACUGAGCUGAAGCAUUACAGUGAUGAGCUGCAGUCCGUCAUCUCCCAUCUCCUUCGAGUCAGAGCCAGAGUAGCAGAUCGACUCUAUGGUGUGUAUAAAGUACAUGGAAACUAUGGGAGAGUUUUUAGUGAAUGGAGUGCCAUCGAAAAGGAAAUGGGUGAUGGGCUGCAGAGUGCUGGACACCACAUGGAUGUGUACGCGUCUUCCAUUGACGAUAUCCUGGAAGAUGAAGAACACUAUGCGGACCAGCUAAAGGAGUAUCUCUUUUAUGCAGAGGCGCUGCGGGCUGUGUGCAGGAAGCAUGAGCUUAUGCAGUAUGACUUGGAGACGGCUGCUCAGGACCUGGCUUCCAAGAAACAGCAGUGUGAGGAGCUGGCCACUGGGGCCCAUCAGGGGCACCCGCGGCGCGGGGCCAGCUUCCCCGGCCACGCUGCGCUCGCUGCGGCUGACACGCAGGCGCCGGAAUCAAAGCCACGCUGGGUCUCGCAGCCAGGUCUCCGCGCCAGGCGAGGGCUGGCGGCCCGGAGCGCUUCCUGUGUGCGGGGCUUCCCACAAUGCACCGCGCCGGCAGCGGCGGCGACCGCGGCGGCGCUCUAG
Molecule: messenger RNA, 1384 nt
Organism: Onychomys torridus (southern grasshopper mouse)
Lineage: Eukaryota; Metazoa; Chordata; Mammalia; Rodentia; Cricetidae
Gene: Snx4
Product: sorting nexin 4
Exons: 13
Coding region: 56-1384 (442 amino acids)
Biological process (GO): protein transport
Molecular function (GO): phosphatidylinositol binding
Source: RefSeq, a predicted model, not a curated record